AUGCGUUCCGUUCUAUUGGUCUGCCUAAUCGCGACUGCUUAUGCAGGUAUUUGCCCCGCAAAUGGCGGCAUGAACGAUCAGAUCCGUCAAAAGUUCUUGGACGUUCACAACGAGCUAAGAUCGCUGGUGGCUAAUGGAAAAGCUAAAGACGGUUAUGGAGGUUAUGCUCCUAAAGCUGCUGCCAUGAACAAAUUGAAGUACGAUUGCGAUGUGGAGAAAUACGCUGUGAAACACGCUGCUAAAUGUGUCUUCCAGCACUCAAAUACUGAAGAUCUUGGAGAAAACAUCUACAUGCGCGGCUCAGCGUACGACCCAGUAAAAGCUGCCGAAGAUGCUUCAAGAUCAUGGUUUGGGGAGCUUGCACAACGCGGAGUUGGCAAAGACCUCACGUUCAGCAUGAAACUCUUCAACAAUAAAGUUGGACAUUACACACAGGUCUGCCUAAUCGCGACUGCUUAUGCAGGUAUUUGCCCCGCAAAUGGCGGCAUGAACGAUCAGAUCCGUCAAAAGUUCUUGGACGUUCACAACGAGCUAAGAUCGCUGGUGGCUAAUGGAAAAGCUAAAGACGGUUAUGGAGGUUAUGCUCCUAAAGCUGCUGCCAUGAACAAAUUGAAGUACGAUUGCGAUGUGGAGAAAUACGCUGUGAAACACGCUGCUAAAUGUGUCUUCCAGCACUCAAAUACUGAAGAUCUUGGAGAAAACAUCUACAUGCGCGGCUCAGCAAAAGCUGGAUUAAUUUCACCAAGCUUGGAUUUUCUACAUGCUGAACACAGCUUCGCAGCCACUGUACUGUUCGGCGUAUCAUUUGAAGUGCAUCACUAA
Molecule: messenger RNA, 822 nt
Organism: Cylicocyclus nassatus
Lineage: Eukaryota; Metazoa; Nematoda; Chromadorea; Rhabditida; Strongylidae
Source: the annotation of a GenBank genome assembly